Messenger RNA from Schistocerca gregaria, 4046 nucleotides. It is a transcript of the gene TBC1D16, whose product is annotated as TBC1 domain family member 16. NCBI's taxonomy places the organism in Eukaryota, Metazoa, Arthropoda, Insecta, Orthoptera, Acrididae. Gene Ontology annotation, biological process: activation of GTPase activity. Gene Ontology annotation, cellular component: early endosome. The record is from RefSeq and is a predicted model, not a curated record. The transcript has 12 exons. Gene Ontology annotation, molecular function: GTPase activator activity. The coding region runs from base 299 to 2533 and encodes 744 amino acids.
AAACAAAGGUCAAUCGAACGUAGUGCAUUUAAAAUAUCGACCUUAUACAAAUAUCGCUAGCGUUUGAUAGGAGGAGGAGGAGGAGGAGGAGAAGUUGUUAUGAAUAAUGAAGUGGCGUUGUGCGGCUGUAAAUCCGCAUGUCACAGUAGCCGCUAGUGAUGCCGGAACGAUAAUACGGAUCUGAGUAGAGUAAAUGACCGGCGCUACAUGACACGACGAAUAUCAUGUUUAUGCUAUGUUGCGUUGCCGCACUUAGGCUACAUGUCACUUUGUGGGUCAUCUGUUGAAUAUCAUCAAAAUGCCCCUACCAAAAAUACUGAAAAAGGCAUCAAGCUACAUAUUGGGUACACAGACGGGGACUCCUCAUCAGCCUUUCAACGACGGGGAAGUUGUUUUUUGUAAGAACAAUGUUUGUGUGCAUCCACCGGCACUUCUCAGACAGGACUGUGAUGUUGUUCAUCAUCCUGGAUACUUGACUAUAACUUGCCAGGUGACACCAGACAGAACCAGAACAUCACUCAGUCUAACAUGGAUACCAAAUACAACACUGAGGAAAAAUCCAUGGGCUAUUGAAAGACAGGAAUCUCACAUACACCGUGUCGACAAUGACCACGAUGGAGGCAGUCUCUCAAGCAGAAGCUCAAAUCCUAAAGAUGACACAAAUGAUGAGUAUCCGAGUAUUAGUCCCAUUCCAGAGAACUACAGGAAGAGUUCGGCUGAAAGCAUUGAAUCUCAGUAUAGUGCAUCUGACGGAAGCUUGCAGCCGGUAGCUCAGGAAAGUGCUUCUCUGAAAUCCGAUCAGUACAGUAAGAAUUUGUCUUCCUCAAACUCGGAGCGAGAUAGUUCGCAUAACAGUUUAAAUAUGGAAAUUCAGAACUGUGCAAAGGAGGAGAAUGUAAACAGCAUAACUGUACAGCACUGCGAGGAAGCAGUGCCAUCAGUUAACACGGAAGUGGAGCACACAGUGCGACCGCAUUUGCUUCCCUGCGAGAAAGAAGGUGACGAAUCUCAGGAGAAGGACGCCCAGCCCAGCCCUUCCCUGUCUCAGGCUUCCAGCUGCAGCCUGGCAGUGCCCCUCUCCUUCCUGGGCGGAACUUCAGAUGACAUUCCUACUUGGAUGAGUUCACCUGAGCUGCUGGCUCUGCGUCACAAUCUCAACUUUCCUGAGAGCCAGACUGCAUCUCCAGUUGUCCGCAGGACACACAAAUGUCGUCGCUUUUCUGUUGAUCUAAGCCAGAUGCGUUCACUGCGGUUGUUCUUCAAUGAUACAGAAUGUACUUGUGGCCAGUUGGUAGUUGCUUCACGUGAAAGCCAGUAUAAAAUUCUUCACUUCCACCAUGGUGGCUUAGAUAGGCUGGCUAAAGUUUUACAAGAGUGGAGCUUCCUUCUUCAUGCUGACCUGCCAUCAGCAGAAGACUCACUACCAUACCGACAUUUCAUGGUUUGCAGGCCUGAAGUGAGUGAAGAAGAACUGCAUCCUGAGGAAGGACACACAGCACCAAUAAGCAGGGAAGUGUGGGAGAGCCUGCUCAACGAACUGGGGCAGGUAGAAGAUGAUCUGGCAUUGCGAAAGGGUAUAUUUUUUGGAGGUCUGGAACCAGAAAUGAGAAGCACAGUGUGGCCAUUCCUGCUUCACUGUUAUUCUUAUCAGAGCACACAUGAAGAAAGGGAUCAGAUUAUUGCCAUCCGCAGGCAGGAAUACCAUGAGAUAACUCGUAGAAGAAAUGAAAUGGACCCAGUAAGCCAAGAGAAUUUUUGGCGGAAUAUACAGUGUAUUGUGGAGAAAGAUGUUGUCCGCACUGAUCGGGGAAAUCCGUACUUUGCAGGAGAAGACAAUCCAAACAUUGAAGUAAUGAAAAACAUUCUGCUAAAUUAUGCUGUUUACAAUCCAGGAUUUGGCUACACCCAAGGCAUGUCAGAUCUCUUAGCUCCAGUAUUAGCUGAGAUCAGAAAUGAGUCUGAUGCAUUCUGGUGUUUUGUUGGGCUAAUGCAAAAAGCCAUAUUUGUCUGCACGCCUACAGAUAAUGACAUGGACAAAAAUCUGAACUACCUCAGGGAACUCAUUCGUUUGAUGGUUCCCCAAUUCUAUAAUCAUCUGUUGCGACACAAUGAUGCUAUGGAGCUCCUGUUUUGUCACCGCUGGAUACUUUUGUGCUUCAAAAGGGAGUUUCCAGAACCCAUUGCCUUGAAAAUGUGGGAAGCAUGCUGGGCAAACUAUCUUACAGACUACUUCCACCUGUUCCUAUGCUUGGCUAUAAUCAGCAUUUAUUCGGAUGAUGUCGUGGCCCAGGACUUGCGCACAGAUGAAAUGCUGCUACACUUCAGCUCGCUGGCCAUGUUUAUGAACGGGGAGCUUAUACUCAGGAAGGCAAGAGGUCUGCUGUAUCAGUUUAGGGAGAUGCAGCGAAUUCCAUGCACGGUCGCUGGCCUUUGUCAGCUGUGUGGACCUGGCAUGUGGGACUCGACACAUGCACCUGUUGUUGAAUGCACAAGAAACCAUCUUCCUGGGCAGUCGUGUCCUCAUCGUACUUAGAGCUGGAAGGACAAUAAGAUGUAGUAUGUGGCCCUGCGGUUAUUUGAAAACUUUUAACCAGUCAUUUUAACUACACAAAAAAAGAUUCACUUCUUCUAUUGCCCAGAUGCACAUCACAAUCAAAUAUUUGGAAGUUUGGAGAGGCAUUUCACUUAUAAAUUCAUACUCUCCUGCACCAGGAAAAAAAGCAGCUAAAUAAUCUCAAUUUAUACAUUAUCCACAAAGUAUUUUUUAUAACCAGUUUUAUUGGUGAAACACUUUCAAGUAUGAUUUUAGUUAUGGAAGGAAGUGUUUAUCUCUUGUUUACGGAAAGAUUUCAGGUAUGUACCCUUUGUUAUUACAGUGAGAAUAUUGUUUUUAUUAGAGAAACUGUACAUUCCCAUCUUCUUGUUUACUAUUUUUCAGUAUUAUUCAACACAUUUAUAAAGACAGCAACAAGAAGUUAAGUGAUAUAUAUAAGCCACUACUGAAUUCCAUAUUAUGUAUAUUAAAGGGGACCUGCAAUGUUAUGCACCUAUAAAAUCUACUACAAAUGUAAUGGUACUAAGUAUCUCAUUAAUUAUGGGGGCCUAAGUACAAGAGGUGCUGUCAACAUAUCAGAGUAACAUGAUUAAAUGUCAUUUUGUCUAUUGCAGUAGAUUGUGCUACUGAAGUUCAAGUAUAAAGUGUUGUACAAUAUAUAAAGAUUUGUUGCAUGCUUUUAAAAAUAAGAAGUGAAAUGGGUGAAAGCAAACACUCAUGAAUUUAUUUUUAUGAUUAAAUUAUGUUAUGCAAUAUUUUACAGCAAAAAAAUGUUUUUUUAACAGCUAAUUCACUGUGUUCAAAAAAGGACAGUAGAGAAUUUUAAAUGUGUGUUGGCCUUUGUAAGUAUCCAUUAUUUUUCUUACAUUUCAUUGUCUUAUCUUUGACAAAACAUUAAAUAUUUAAUCAGAUUUAUAUUUUUAGAAGAACAAGUAUUUUAUUUAUUCUUGUUAUUAUGUACCAUUUUUUAUUAUUAACUAAAAUAUGUACUGUGAUAUUUGAUUAUGUAUAGAAACUUUAAAUGCUGUUAUAAAUAUGUUGAGACGUAUCAUACUGAAUUGUACAAACAUCACAGUCUGUGCCAUUACAAACAUUAUGUGUGAAGUUACAUCUUACUUUUGUCCUGAAGGGCACAUUUUAUAUAGUACAAGUUUGUGGUUAAGACUCUGUAAUGAAUACGUUUUAAGAAAAAAAACAAUACUUACCUGAAAGGAAUGAAAGUUGUGUGUUAUGAUUAAAAAGAUUUAAGAUAAAGAACUAAGAGUUUCUUCUUCCAUUUAUGCUGGAAAAAGAAGUUUAGAUUUCUGGAAGCUCAGUAAUGAGUAUUCGUUGCAGAGCCUUACUGCAACCACCAUUUGUUUCCGCUCAGUCUUGCUUUUUUAUGUGUCUGCAAUGAAAAAUGUAAGUUUUAGAAACUAUGUUUGUUAACAUUUGUUUCUGGCAGUUGUCUGCAGUAGUCUGUCUUUACUAAGAAAGGGAAGUUUCUACAACA